AUGGGACGGAAUGAGGAUGAAUACGUCACUUACACCAUCGUGACGUGCCAAGAAAGUGCGACUUCACCAGCUGACGUCGCCACAAUGAAGAUAAAGCGCUUUCGCGGUGGUUCAUCGAAGGACUGGCUCACAUGGAGCAUGCAGUUUCGAAGCCUCGCGAAACGAAAAGGCUGGAGAGCUGACCAACUAUCCGUUCAACUUCUUACGCUGAUUGACGGUGAUCUGUUGCGCGAAGUAGAGCGCAUUGCCAGCGAUGCUUCCAGCAAAGGCCUGACAUUUGAAGACUUUUACCGGGAGGUUGGACUUCUUCUGGUCCCAGCGGAUUACUGUGAAGACCUGGAUGAAGAACUAUGGACACUCACCAAGCGCAGAGAAGAGACGGUACAACGCUGCGCGGCACGGCUAAGACAGCUUGCACAGAUGUACGCCGAGUUGCCCCAGGAUUCGCAAACCAUCUCAGAGCUUCAACAAUGUCGAUAUUUUCGCCGCGCCAUGCCGCCGCACUGGCAGGACAAGCUCGCGUGCUGCGGAAUUUCGUAUGAGACGGUGAACGAACUGGCGAUGUAUUUCGAGCGCCUCGAAAGGCGCGAGAGGCAGACUGGCCGGGAUCGCCUAAAUGGUCCAGCUACCCAGGGUGGUGAAAGGGUCAAGGUCGACGCGACCAACAACGCCCUACCGCUGACCAGCGCAGAGAUCGGCGCAACCCUCGCGAGCAUCGCGACACGCGUCAAGAUCAUCGAGACCGACCUGGUCUCGCACGAUUCCAGCGAAUGCUUUGCCCUCAAGAAGCAACGCGAAGAGCACAAGCCUGCCGAGACGAAACGAACUGCUCACAAAAAGAGUAAUUACCCAAGAUUCGAAGAGGAAGAGGCAAGCGACAGUGACAGCGACAGCGAGCUUAAGCUUGUCGGCCUUGUCAAGAAGAAGCAACCGAGCGCCAAGCUCGCCCCACUCCGGAUCCCGGUACAAUUCAAAGACGCGAGUGGCACCUUCAAUGCCCUGCUAGACAGUGGUGCUUCGCGGAGCAUAAUCAACCAAGAAACUAUGCGAGCCAAUGCUCAGCUUGGGCAUAGACAAGUCGAGUCGGCGACAAAGUUUCAGACGGUCAACGGAGAAGUCGCUAGUGCUGGUAGUACGAUUGUACAGUUCCGCUUUCCGUCUCUCCAGCCUUCGACCAUAAUCACGCACAAGUUCGAAAUUCUGGAUCAGAGCCAGGAUGCCAUGGUGAUCGGUCGUGAUAUCCUGAAUGAACUAGGAAUCGUGCUCAAUUUUAAAGACAAACUGGUUCAGUGGGAUGGUCACGAUACACAUUUAAACACCGGCGGGUCAUCGUCUCCCAACGCAAGUGAUUAUGAAUUCCCCGAAGAGAGCAAAGAAGUCGAUAACACUGCAGUGCGACCAGAAGACCUCAUGCCAGACAGGCUAUCCAAGCCACUCGUCGGCAAAUAUCUCCAGCUUCUUCGCGAUAACGAGCAUCUCUAUGACGGUCACUUGGGGAGGAUGAGAUUCGAAGACUACGCUCUACCAAUAGUGCCGGAGUACAAGCCUGUACACGCAAAACCUUAUCCAGUCCCAAGAAGCCUCGAAAACAAGGCUCGAGAGCUCAUCCAGCAUUUGGUCAGCAUCGACGUGCUGGAGCAGAUUUUUGAUUCAGAAAUGGCAUCGCCUGCUUUUUUUCUCAAGAAGCCCAACGGAUCACUUCGUCUACUGAUAGAUUUUCGCGGACUCAACCGAUAUCUGAAACGCAGCCCUUAUUACGUCCCACGUAUACGCGAGAUCCUGUUGCGUCUCGCAGGAGCCAAGUAUCUGUCAACAUUCGAUGCUAAUAUGGGGUAUUACGCGCGUCGCCUUGCUGUAUGA
This is a messenger RNA of Peronospora matthiolae, 1860 nucleotides long. The record is from the annotation of a GenBank genome assembly. NCBI's taxonomy places the organism in Eukaryota, Oomycota, Peronosporomycetes, Peronosporales, Peronosporaceae.